AUGAGUUUCGUUCAGAGGGUGAUGAAGCGCAUGCCUUCAUCAACACAAUUACCAUUGGAUGAUGUAAAGGAGAAGCCCAAAACCACAUCUAGAUUGGCGUUUUUCAGGCGGCCGCUUCGAUUAAAGGGCAAUUCCAGCAUUUCGAUACCACUCGGCGUAGUUCUAUUAUUUCCAUGUAUUGUCGUUGUAUUGAUUUUGGUGCUUUUUGUUCGCCAUCCUAAAUCGGGUGUGGGAAUUUUAAUGCCAGCUGGAGCACCACCAGCUAUCAGGAGGAUCAGUGAACAACAUGAUAAGGUCUUCGUGACGGGAUGCGCGGAGCCUGAUACCAGUCAACCAAGAGCCAAUGCAGCAUUCGUUGUGCUAGCAAGAAAUAAGGAAUUGGAGGGAGUCAUUCAAUCAGUGAAAUCUAUCGAAAGGCAUUUCAAUCGAUGGUAUCAUUACCCCUACGUUUUCCUCAACGAUCAAGAAUUCAACUCGACAUUCAAAGAAGUCAUUCAAAACUAUACCAGUGCGCCAUGUGAAUUUGGAACCAUCGACCCUAAGCAUUGGGGAUUCCCAGAAUGGAUUGAUCCCAAGGUUGCCAAAGAGGGUAUUGCAAAACAAGGUGAUGCUGCAAUUAUGUAUGGUGGUAUGGAAAGUUACCAUGCCAUGUGCAGAUUUUAUUCAGGAUUCUUUUACAAACAUGAGCUUCUGGCUAAAUAUGAGUGGUACUGGCGACUGGAACCAGAAAUUAAGUAUUUCUGUGAUAUUACAUAUGAUCCUUUCCUUAAGAUGAUCGACUCGAAUAAGACUUAUGGUUUCACUAUUGCCGUUAAGGAAUUGAAGGAAACGGUCCCAAAUAUCUUCCGUUACGCAUCUGCAUAUAAACGAGUCAAUAACAUUACAUCUCAAGGUCUAUGGGAAAUGUUCGUCGAGCCUCCUCCUGAGGAGCCCAAGGAGGUCCCUGAAGAUGAUCCAGCUUAUAAAAGACCAUUACCUGAGGAAAUUCUUCGAGGCGAUCCAUCUCGCGCAUCUUUACCAGAAAUUGAUCCAGAAGCUAUGGAAGGAGAAAAGUACAACAUGUGUCAUUUCUGGUCGAAUUUCGAAAUUGCUAGACUUAGUUGGUUCAGAAGUAAGGAAUAUGAAGACUUCUUCCAAAUGAUGGAUCGCAGUGGUGGAUUUUGGAUGGAGAGAUGGGGUGAUGCACCCAUCCAUUCUUUAGCCGCUGGUGCUCUCCUCGCCCCUCGCGAUAUUCAUUACUUCCGUGAUUUUGGCUAUAGACAUACAACUAUUCAACAUUGCCCAGCAAACGCACCCGCACGUCAAAGAGCGCGCGAACCUUAUCUUGAAAAGACAACAUUAGACGAGAAGAAACGAAAGGAAGAAGAUGAAUACUGGGACAAUUGGGAUCCAGUCAAGGAAAAUGGAGUUGGAUGUAGAUGUAGAUGCGACACGGAUAUUGUGGAUGUAGAGGGCAAACAAGGAAGUUGUUUGGCAGAAUGGGUAGAUGUUGCAGGAGGUUGGGCUAGUCCUUGA
Molecule: messenger RNA, 1515 nt
Organism: Botrytis deweyae
Lineage: Eukaryota; Fungi; Ascomycota; Leotiomycetes; Helotiales; Sclerotiniaceae
Exons: 5
Coding region: 1-1515 (504 amino acids)
Biological process (GO): protein N-linked glycosylation; cell wall mannoprotein biosynthetic process
Cellular component (GO): membrane; Golgi apparatus
Molecular function (GO): alpha-1,2-mannosyltransferase activity
Source: RefSeq, a predicted model, not a curated record